Camellia sinensis is the source of this 799-nucleotide messenger RNA. The record is from RefSeq and is a predicted model, not a curated record. Lineage: Eukaryota; Viridiplantae; Streptophyta; Magnoliopsida; Ericales; Theaceae.
UCCAUGGGAACUUGGCUCCACUGUUAUUGGACAUGUAUGACUUUAGUCUUGAGUUCCAAAAGCCAAGAGAACCAAGCUUGUUUUUCGAGAAUUGCAAGGAUUCAACUGACUCUUCGUUGGUCAUCUCAACCAGAGGGCAAUCAUCUAAGUUUUGGGGCCUUGACUAUUCAUCUGGAGUCUGGCAAUUCAAAGGCUAUGGUUUUGUCCCAAACUCAACCUUCGGUGCUACAAUUGUGCAGAUCCAUGGCGCGACCAAUUACACCACAACUAUCAAACUGAGGAUGUACAAUGGGGACAUGAGGUACUACAGUGGUGAUCUUGUGGAUACAGACUUGUAUGAUAAAUGGUUCAGGGUUAACUUAAUCCAUGAUGUGGAUAAAAGAAAUCUCACAGUUUUCAUUGAUGGUGUGAAAAGUUUGAAACAAAAGAUAGAGGUGCUGGAGACUUUUAUUUCAAAUGUGGUGUGUAUGCUGCACCAGCAAAUAUAAGCUAUUACAUGGAGUCAAGGUGGAGAGACAUCAAAAUAUACAAGAAGUCAUGUUAGAUAGAGCAGUGCUUGGUUUACUAAAAUGAAGGUUAGAAUAGAGUGGUCAUUAUGUUGGAAUACCCAUUCUCUUGUUUUGUUCGGUAAAAUAGUAGGGAAUGUGCGUUUUGAAUGGAAUCACCAUUCACCAAUUUUAGGAAAUGGUUAUUCGAUUAGGAGAUCAAGGAAUAGUUAUUUUAUUCUUGUUCAAAAUCAUUCCAGUAAACCAAACAAUAAUUUAAGAAGUAUCGAUCAAUGUUGCUUAGUUUUGAGUGA